Messenger RNA from Rattus norvegicus (Norway rat), 5609 nucleotides. The record is from RefSeq and is a predicted model, not a curated record. NCBI's taxonomy places the organism in Eukaryota, Metazoa, Chordata, Mammalia, Rodentia, Muridae.
GAGCCCUUUUCCUAACUCAGAGACGGCGGCGCGAGGCACCGGGCCCAGUUCUAGAAGCAAAGGGGCAGGAUAAGAAGGCUUCCGGUUGGAAUGCACAGAUAAGGGCAUUACCCUUAAAAAAAUAAACAAACAGAAAAAUCCAGAGUCGUGCUGGAGGCUUCGGGACUAGGAUUAAUCCUGUAGGGAUGGCUACGCAGAAGGACUUGUCCCCUAGAGGCCGUGCAGCCCACCGGGGCUCCAGUAGACUGAGCUAGCAUUCUGGGAAGGCACAAGCUGGACAAGGCCAUGUGAAAAUGAGGUAGAGAGAUUGAGGCUGGUGGGCUUUUUGAUUAAAAAAAUCCAUUUUUGUUUAAGGCUUAAACGAUGGGAUUUGACUGAGCCAAAUGAUCCAUUUGGCCGUUGUGUACGGAUUAAAACAAAUAAAUGACUGUCCCUAAAAACAUGCUAACUACAGUAGAAGGGAUAGGGAGCCAAUGAAAGGCAUACAAAAUUGGAGAGACGGUGUGGGCAGAGCACAUGAAUACAACUUUCAAAACCAAAAUGAUUACCCCACCUCCCGGGCACCCUUAAAUUUAGGGAAAACUUCCUGAGUGAGUUUUUGGCAUGGAUCUGAUGGACCUCUGUGUUGUGAUCAUGUGAAUUGGUUCCGGAAUAGCUCUGCGAGUCAGGGUUUUCUAGGGAGGGCAACUUGGUUUCUGUUAGUUUCACUUUCACUAAAGAUUGACUUUUAACAUAAGCAUCCAGCCUAGUGCGCUCCUAGGGCGCAUUCUUCACUUCCCCAGAGAAAUAGGUUAAGAUUUUCUGUCAGACCACACCCCCUGGCUUCUCAAAAAACUUGGGUUUUAAGCGGUCAAAGUCACAACGCCAAACGGUCACCUAGAAAUGAAUUCAGGCAAUCAAAGGAAUACCAUUUAAAUGACCAGUAUGUGACUGGGUUUUGCAGUAUUUUACAAACAUCCUAACGGACGGAAAUCAGGAAGGCUGUUAAACCUGUACUUAUCAGAAAAUGAUCUAAAAUGGGAGUUUUUAAGAAACGGAGAGUGGAAGUCAUGCUAUACCGGGAGGCAACCCGCAGAAGUAUCAUGUUAUCCCCCCACAGCAUAAACCAGCUGGACACAAACUCACAGGCAGGUCUAUUUGAGAGCAGAUCUCUGGGCUCCCACAUAUAUCAGGCAAGAGGGGGCACAAAAGGUGUGCGUUUGCUAGCAUACAAACAAGCUGCCUUUAAUAACAGCAAAAGGUAUGACCUUUGUGGAAGAUAAUAUUUUUAUUUUUCAGGCAUUUGUUAUUUGUUUUCUGUUGCUAUAACAAAAUACCUAAACGGGGUUCCCUUUUCAAAGAAAUGUAAUUGAGCCCACAAUUAUGGAGGCUGGCCGUCCGAGGCAAUGCCUCUUGCUCAGUCCUAACUCUGGAGAAGAAUCGCACGGUACUCCCAGCAGGGCAGAUGGAGGCACAGCAUGCCAGAGAGGUUCAGGAGCCUCAUUUGUUCUUGGUAUAACAACUUCACCACCUGUGGUCCCUUGAGACCUUCAUUAAUCCGGUCCGUGGGUGAGCCUCCAUGAAUGGAUGGCUUGACAUUAGACCCCACCUCCGGGAAAGUUUCACACCCUAAUACAGUCACACAGGGCCAAGCCUCUCUCAAGUGGAUUUUGGAGGGACACACUCAAAUCAUAUGCAAACCAUAGCAUCCCUUCUCCACUCUAAGGAAAGUUCCGUGGAGGCAACCGGUUCCUCUGUCAUGGUCACAGCUGACGCUUGGUUGGUAUUUAGUAACAUUUUGAUGAAUGAAACCAGCGAACAGGAUGCCUAUUCCGGAUGGGGAUGGUCUCAGUUCACUUGUUCUUAUCCCUUACACUUCAGAAAGCUUGUCUGAAAGCAGGGGACCAUGACCAACAUUAGAGCCCUGGAUCCAGCCACGCCUGAGAGCCACCAAAUGCUUUAUUUACCUGUAUCCUCUACUGCUCCCUCUUUGUUUUGGGUGCACUGUUCUGCGUCGUGCUUCUACCCCCUGUGACUGACCCAGUGCACUCAGUGGAGGUGUGAGCUGUCCAUGUGCUCCUCUGUGCCAGACUGAGCUGUGCUGGCGUACAGUAGCUCACUCGUUCACGGAACCCUACAGCCUGGUACCGUCCAAUAACCCAGAUGAUGAAAAGCUGCACUCCAAAUUGUUUGGAAGGGGAAUGUGCCGAAAUGGUCUUGAGGCUCCACUUAAAGAGUUUUAAGUUGAACAGAACAGAGAAGUUUCUUCCUCCAACUUGGAAUGGGUACCAAGACAGAUGGCUGAGUGCCGUCUCGGGCUUUAAAAUAGGACAGAUGGAUAGUCCUCUGCUCUCGUCCGAGUGGUAUUUUCUCCUGGUAUUUCUGACUGUUUGACGAUGACUCCAGUGGAUAGUAGGAAGUGGCUUCAGUGUAUGGUUUGAUUUUGAAUCUAGUGUGCUGAGAUGGGCGUGGUCAUGGUGAACCUUCCUGGUCUUGGAUGCUUCUCCUGUCUGGAGGUCGUGAUUGAGGUUUCCGGUUCUAGCUCUGUGGUUUCCAAUUUCUCAGGUUAGAUUUAAAACCUUGAAGAAUUAGAGAUCAAAAGCAAGACAUUAUUAUAGCCGUAGUGUAUUAGACUUCUCUAGCAGAACAGAAUGGAUACAAUGUAUCUAGAUAUGAAGAGGGGAUUUAGUAGUCUGUCAUUAGCUGUCUUCACACUGGAGAGGCUGAGGACCUGGUAGCCGUGCGGUCAGUCUGUGAGGUUGGAUGCCUCAGCAGGCCCAGCCUGGCUCUGAAGGCUUAGAACAUUUCCUGUUUGACCAGUCUUCAGUCCAUUCUUGGAAACCUGAAGACAUUAGGUUCUGAUAUUAGCAAAGGAAUCGAGCGGCAAUGGCAGCAGUGGGGUAGAUGACCCUGCCAGUGAGAGCAAGGGCCAGCAGGCAAAGAGCAAAGCUUUCAUCUGUGCAGCCAUGGGGAUGUGCGCCCCAUCCAGGCUGGGUCUUCUCAUCUCAAAUAGCCUCGAUGAGAAAACCCCUCAGGUUUGCCCAGCAUGGCUUGCCUUUCAGUUGAUUCCAGAUCCAGUUCAUUUGACAAGCGAGAUUAACCGGAACCAAUAGCUUUCGCUAAUACAAACAUUCAGUGGGGCCUGUGUGGGGUUUUCAUGGUCUUUAUUUCCUUUGAAUCUAGCAAGUUUUCUGUGAUCCAUUGAAAUCUCUCUCCCCCUCCCCUUCCCCAUCUCUCCUCCCUCCCCUCCCCCCUCGUGUGUGUGUGUGUGUGUGUGUGUGUGUGUGUGUGUGCGCGAGUGUGUGUACACAUGUAUACCUCAUUGCUAGGUAAUACUAAUAAUAAUGGACUGUGGAAGGGGGUGUCCUUUGGAGCGAGCUUUCUUAUAUCGAGUAUGCAUUAUGCAGGAGUUAGAGCACCGGGCACUAAGGGUCACACAAAUGAGUCAGUGACUCUACUUUGGGUCCUUGUCUCACAAGCCCAAGAAAGCAAUUCACAGACAAGAAGGGUACUCUUAGGAGAGAGCUUUUUAUUAUAGAGAUGCAGCUUGAAGGAGAUUAAAGAUCUGUUGCAGAAAGCAGAGCUCGGGAGAGGUUCCAAGGGAGGGGGAAACCCACUAAACUGUUUGUCUAGGGGCUUUUUAUAGGUUGGCAGACACUAAAGGAAGGCAUGAGACUCUUCUGUUAGGAUGGGUUUAUUCUCUGAGUGUAUCCCAAGGGGAGCCAGCGGAGACCCACACUCUGUGCGUGCCCAACAGGGAGAUGUUCACAGGCUGCACACCUGAUGCUCUUUCAGGGGAGCGGUCGAGAUUUGAGGCCCCCUCUUCAUCUUUGUCUUGUUUGUUUGUUUGUUGACCUUGACUGUCUGUUGGCAGUUGGCCCUGGCGAUGGCGGCGGCGGCCUUGGACCUUCCAGGUGCUGCGUUCUUGGACCCUGGUGGGGUCUGCCUGCCCUUGUGUAUUCUCUUCUCUCUUUGUUCUCCUGCUUCCGUGAUCAACCUGCAGUUCCGCCACGGUGGGAGCUAACUACCCUCAUAGUUGCAAAGAUAAAACCGCUGUUUUCCUUGGUUACUUCAGAUGUAGCUAUCCAUCUACAGGGUGUGCCCUUUGUGGAACAGGUGGAGGCUUCUUAGAAACCAUUUUUCUUUUACCCACAAUGAAGCCUGUUAUAAUUGGCUGCGUUAGAAACAAGGAUAUUCGGAAGGCAACAGUGCCUUGCAACAUUCCAACAGCAACAGAAAGAGGGUCUUUGGGGGAGCCAGCUCACCUGUUAGAAUUGACUCAGGGCCCCAUCUUUCCUCUCAUCUGAUCAGUUUAGUUAGCUAAUGCCUCUGGUAUCCCUUCUAUCCCUAACCUUUAGUUCACUACUACAAUAGGGUUUUCCCCCCAAAAGUGUUGACCCAAGGGAAAUGCGUGACUUCGCCCAGAAGCCCCAGAAGUGCACCCACUGUUAGCAACCUUUCCUUGUCUUGGCCGGUCCCUGCAGGUUUGUGUCCAGUGUCCGCUAGGGUGGCAGCAGCCUGUCCCAUGCCUCUUACUAUUGAAGAUGUGUUUUCAGGGAAGACUCAGACUCCAGCUCGGAUGCCUGCCGUGCUGUUCUGGACACACACUCUACUUGGUUGGAAAUGGUCCAGGGGCUACAUCCCCUGCCCAGGGAGAAGCCAGGUGGUCAACCCUGGAGCUGUGUCCACGCCCUGGGCUUCCUCAGUCAGUGGAGAGAAAGGUCACCAUUUUAAACAUUUUAGCUCUCCAGUUUAGCUUGUCCUGAAUUCUAACGUCAUGUUUUACCAUGCUUUAACAGCGGUGUGCACCAAGCAGCACUAAGCCAACGUGGGUUAAGUAGGUUGUACCUGUUCCUCUCUUUUGAAGAUUGGAUGUGAACUGUCUCCCUAAAGGCUCACGUGUUUGAACCUGGAAGUGUAGACCUGGAAGUGAGGUCCAGCUGGAGGAAGUGACUUACUGCCAUGGCGCCUCCCCAACAGGAUGAGGUAAUGAGAGGCCCUCAGAUCCCAGAGGACACCCUACGAGAAGAAGUCAGGAUCGAGUUGAGGAUCCGGUCUCCAGCAAACAGGAAUGAACCGGACGGGCGCGGAAAGCCUCCCCCCAGAGCCCCGGGUUUGAUUCCCUGCUUGAAGGGCCAGAAUGACUCAGCAAUGAGAAUGAGGCUCUGCGGAGAUCACCACCUUUUUCUCCUCUUGCCUUCCUUCCUCUUUCCUUUUCGGCGCCCAGCGAUGGAGGGACUGGACAAUAGGAUCUUCCUUGCGCAGACACGGUGGGUUCCAUUUCAGUCUGAGAAUGAAGAGGAGACAGUUUAUAGAACAGCGGGAGCUGUUUAAAAAACCGAAUGGCCAAUGAAGCUGUGAGUUCCCUCACUCCCUUCCAACACAGGAAGCAAGGGAAGGCCAGUUACACCUUGCAGUGAGUCGGUAAUCUCCAAAGGCCUUUAUCCUUGGCUCCUGGGGGGUUACCUUUGAUGUCUUUCUUUACUCGAGUGUCCCAAGUCAUAGUGGAUAGACAAUGCAACUCUGGGUGGGGACUGACCACUCCUAGAUAGCGUAAUGAACAAGGAUGGGCUCUCCAGAAAGAUCUGCCAUGAGACUGAGUGGGGGAUUUGGGUCAUCAGUAUCAGUGA